Messenger RNA from Pristis pectinata (smalltooth sawfish), 3652 nucleotides. It is a transcript of the gene grip1, whose product is annotated as glutamate receptor interacting protein 1. Gene Ontology annotation, biological process: neurotransmitter receptor transport, endosome to postsynaptic membrane. The record is from RefSeq and is a predicted model, not a curated record. Gene Ontology annotation, molecular function: nuclear glucocorticoid receptor binding. Lineage: Eukaryota; Metazoa; Chordata; Chondrichthyes; Rhinopristiformes; Pristidae.
UCAUACUGAUCUUUGCACAGGGAAAAAGAGAAUUUUAAGGGCUGACUAUCAAAGCUGUGUUUCAAUCCUUGCUGUGCAUUUUGCCAAAGUAAGAUUUGUAUUUUUUUACCAUGGAAUUUCUUUCCUCUUCCUAGUCUGCUGAAGUUUGCCAGUGCUCUAAUCUGCUGGUGUGUGGGGAGAGCCCCCGGGGGUGUUGGAGCUUGACAACGAGGCCGCUGUUUAAGCGGCGGGGAAGGACGGAGUGGGGAGGGCGCUCACACAGGCAUCCUGCUGAUGUACGCGAUCGGCUGAGGAGGGAGAGCUCUGUACCGCCGCUAGCCUGCUGCCUACCAAGUCUUUGCAUGAAUUCUUCUAAAAGAUGCCGGUGUGGAAGAAGAAUAUGCCUUCAUGUUUGCAAGCUGAUCACGAAAGAGAUGAAGGACCAUAUGCCAAAUCUACAAACCAAUCAAAAGCCGCAGAAGGCACUUUGGCAGUCCGAAGACAAAGUAUUCCAGAGGAAUUCAUAGGUCAAACUAUAGUCGAGUUGAUGAAAAAGGAAGGCAGCACCCUGGGGCUCACUGUAUCAGGUGGAAUAGACAAGGAAGGGAAACCAAGGGUAUCCAAUCUACGGCCUGGAGGAAUUGCUGCAAGAAGUGAUCAGUUAAAUAUUGGAGAUUACAUCAAAUCUGUCAAUGGAAUCAACUUAACAAAAUUCAGGCACGAUGAGAUCAUCAGUCUCCUGAAGAAUGUUGGUGAGAGAGUGGUCCUUGAGGUAGAAUACGAGCUGCCUCCUGUUUCUGUGCAGGGCUCGGGUAUUAUUCUGAAAACUGUGGAAGUGACUUUACACAAAGAAGGCAACACAUUUGGAUUUGUGAUCAGAGGAGGAUCUCAUGAAGACAGAAAUAGAUCACGUCCAAUUGUAAUAACAUACGUUAGAGCUGGGGGACCAGCUGACAGAGAAGGCACAAUAAAGGUUGGCGACAGGCUGUUGAGUGUUGAUGGAAUUCGGCUUCUUGGAACAACUCAUGCAGAAGCAAUGAGCAUUCUCAAACAGUGUGGGCAGGAAGCAACAUUAAUAAUCGAAUAUGAUGUAUCUGUAAUGGAUUCUGUGGCAAAUGCUUCUGGCCCACUGAUGGUGGAAGUGGCGAAAACCCCUGGUUCUAGCUUGGGCAUUGCUUUAACUACCUCACUAUACUGUAACAAGCAAGUCAUCGUCAUAGACAAAAUAAAGGCUGCCAGCAUUGCUGACAGAUGUGGGGCCUUGCAUGUUGGAGAUCACAUACUUUCGAUUGAUGGCACCAGCAUGGAAUAUUGCACGUUAGCCGAGGCGACACAGCUCUUAGCCAGUACCUCUGAACAUGUCAAACUAGAGCUGCUUCCAUAUCACCAAACACGAUUUGCUCUGAAGGGACCGGAACACGCUGCUCUGGUGUCAACAUCUUUUCCUCCUACCUCCAUGAGUGCAUAUAGCCUGAGCUCCCUGAAUAUGGGGACCCUACCUCGCAGCCUAUAUCCAACAAGUCCACGAGGAACACUGAUGAGAAGGAAAUUGAAAAAGAAAGACUACAAGAGCUCUUUGUCUUUAGCCUCCAGUACGGUUGGUUCCGCAGGCCAGAUUGUCCACACAGAAACAGCAGAAGUGGUCCUAACCAGUGACCCAAUCGUAGGGUUUGGAAUUCAGCUCCAGGGAGGUGUUUUUGCCACAGAGACCUUGUCUUCUCCACCAUUGAUUGCAUAUAUUGAACCUGACAGCCCAGCAGAAAGGUGUGGGUUGCUGCAGGUAGGAGACAGAAUUCUGACCAUCAAUGGAAUCCUGACAGAGGACAGCACACUGGAGGAAGCCAACCAACUCCUUCGAGAUUGUGCCAUCAACAGCAAAGUCACACUGGAAGUAGAGUUUGAUGUCGCAGAAUCAGUGGUCCCAAGCAGUGGCACAUUUCACGUGAAGCUACCAAAGAGGAGUGGGGUGGAGCUUGGCAUUACCAUCAGCUCGCCUGCAAGCAGAAGACCAGGAGAUCCUCUCAUUAUUUCUGACAUUAAAAAGGGAAGUGUUGCACACAGGACUGGAACUUUAGAGCUGGGGGACAAGCUGCUUGCCAUCGACAGCAUUCGCUUGGAUAACUGCUCCAUGGAAGAUGCCGUUCAAAUCCUUCAUCAGUGUGAGGAACUUGUGAAACUCAAGAUACGCAAAGAUGAGGACAACUCAGAUGAACAAGAGAGCUCUGGGGCAAUCAUUUACACUGUGGAGCUAAAACGUUAUGGUGGUCCAUUAGGAAUUACAAUAUCUGGCACUGAAGAGCCUUUUGAUCCAAUAGUCAUCUCAAGUCUAACCAAAGGAGGAUUGGCUGAAAGGACUGGUGCCAUUCAUAUUGGAGACAGAAUCUUGGCUAUAAACAGCAGGAGCCUGAAGGGUAAACCUUUAAGCGAGGCCAUUCAUCUCUUACAGAUGGCAGGAGAAACUGUCACGCUGAAGAUUAAAAAACAGCUUGAUAAGUCCAGUCCUAAGAAGUCAUCUGUGUCAGGCCGAAUGAGUGAAUUGAGCGAUGCAGAAGACGAAAUUCCCACUGCACAAAAGCCAGUCAAGCUUUGUGAGAUGUACUCAGCCACUAUCCCCAGUGUGGAUAGUGCAGUGGAAUCCUGGGAUGGGUCAGGCAUAGACACCAGCUAUGGAAGUCAAGUUCCGUCUGGAUAUCAAGCCUCUGGUUAUAGCCUUCAUGCACAUGAAUGGAGAAGUGCUAAAUUAACGUAUCCACCUGCCAAUAGACACCAUAACCCUUAUCACGAUGUAGCACUGAGUGACGAUGAGUGGGAUAGACCCACCACCAGUGGUUAUGUAGGUGGACAUGAUGGGUUAGAAGCAGAUCAGGAAGAAAACUUUUGGUCCCAGGCCUUGGAAGAUUUAGAAACCUGUGGUCAAUCAGGAAUCCUAAGGGAAUUGGAGGCAACAAUCAUGUCCGGAAGCACACUGUGUCUGAAUGAUGAAAACAGCCUGGCACAUAGGCCACUGGGAAGACAAUCAAGCUUCCAAGAGAAAAAUGCUGUCAGGGCACAUUACACCCAGGCUGCCCGUAGCAACACUUUACCGUCAGAUGGUGUGAGAUCAAAGUCAUUUGCUAUUAGGAAGAUCAAGCAAGAAAUGAAAGAGAUCAUGUCACCAACACCAGUGGAGUUGCACAAGGUAACACUGUAUAAAGAUUCAGACAUUCAGGAUUUUGGAUUCAGUGUUUCAGAUGGCCUGCUGGAAAAAGGUGUAUAUGUCAACAACAUUCGUCCAAAUGGACCAGCUGCCCUUGGUGGAGUCAAGCCCUAUGACAGGUUAUUACAGGUAAAUCAUAUUCGUACCAGAGACUUUGAUUGCUGCCUGGUGGUGCCACUAAUUGCAGAUUCUGGCAAUAAACUUGAAUUGGUCAUCAGCAGAAACCCACUGGCCUUUCAGGAGGUGCUCUCUGAAGAUCAGACAUCACAACCAGAAGAAUGGAAUGAGCAGGAUGAAGCUCAUGGUUAUAGGCAACAGAAAGGAAGGCUUGGUAGUACAGAGAUCCAAGAAAAUACCAACACGUUGUAGUGCCAGGUACCAAGUGCACACAUUUCAGAAGUGAACAGAAACUUGUCCCCGCCUCAUAAUGCAAAUGACAAAAGGUUAAAAGGUUUGACAAACAUUAAGCCAGUCUAU